Molecule: messenger RNA, 5994 nt
Organism: Pseudomyrmex gracilis
Lineage: Eukaryota; Metazoa; Arthropoda; Insecta; Hymenoptera; Formicidae
Gene: c12.2
Product: von Willebrand factor A domain-containing protein 8
Exons: 19
Coding region: 315-5861 (1848 amino acids)
Cellular component (GO): cytoplasm
Molecular function (GO): ATP binding; ATP hydrolysis activity
Source: RefSeq, a predicted model, not a curated record
GUGCGGUCGCACGAGAAGUAGCUUUAGUUAGGUUAUACCUUCCGAUAAAAUGACAGUAGUUUGUAAUCAAGUAAUUAAACUUAGUUGUAAUUAUUUGUUGUGCUCCUCCUAGCGCACGUUAAAGAAUAAUAACGCGAAUAGAAAUUUGAUUUGUUGUUAGUCAUAUCGGUGUUCCAGAAACACUUUGCGGCGAUUGUCACUUUUUUUAUUCGAAACAUUCGCAAGUAUAUCUACUUGCGCGCGUCGUGUUAUUAUUGUUAUUUAUAUUGUUAUUUAUAUUUACGGAAAAUUAAGACAAUCACGUUUUCGUUGAAAUGUUAUUCGUCCAACGGAAUUGUUAUCGUCUGUCGACAGUGAAUCGAAUUUUGGAACGGUCAAAUAGAUUGUGGCCUAACCUCCUCUCGUUAUCUCUGCGAUGUAAAUCAGACAAUGUGGUUGUCACUAUCGCCGAUGUGUCGAAGGAGGUGAAACCAGCAAAACGUCCGGAAUACGUUCCAAGAAAAUAUUUGUUAAACGCUCGCUCUCAAGAAACGCUGAGGCAUUUAAAAUGGAUGCUCCAGAAGGACGUUUUGCAUCAGGAUAUGUUUCUGAUGGGUGGUCCGGGUAUUCGGAGACGGGAACUCGCGCUCGCAUUUCUUGAGCUGACGGGACGAGAAUUGGAGUUCAUCGCGCUCAGCCGCGAUACCACGGAAGCGGAUUUGAAGCAGAGGAGAGAAAUCAAAAGCGGCACCGCGCACUAUCACGAUCAGAGCGCGGUAAGAGCCGCGAUCGAUGGCCGGGUUCUUGUGAUCGAGGGUGUAGAGAAGGCUGAGCGAAACGUGCUGCCGGUGUUGAACAAUUUGCUGGAAAAUCGCGAGAUGCAUCUAGAAGACGGCAGAUUUCUCAUCCCAGCGUCCCGCUACGACAAAUUGCUGAAGAUGCACACGCAGGCGGAGUUGGACGCGUGGCGUCUGGUGCGAGUUAGCGAGGACUUUCUUGUGAUAGCACUUGGUCUGCCUUCACCGCGAUAUCCUGGUCAUCCAUUAGAUCCCCCGCUCAGAUCUAGGUUUCAAGCUCGACACAUUCCGCCACCGACUUUUGAGGAACAGUUCGAAAUUUUGAGAAGUUUAGCGCCGAACGUCGACACCGGGAAAUUGUCGCAACUGUUGUCGUGCGCUCACGCAUUAGUCACACAGGAAGCUGUCACCGUAGGCUUGCCGGAUUUUCCUCUAGACAGUUUGUCGGCGGCGGCUUUAAUUCUGGACAAAAGCCCGGACUUGUCGGUGCUAGACGUCUUCUAUAGAUUUUAUCCGUACAAACUGUUCUUGAGCAAAGAGGGCCAGAGUGCAGUCGAGGAUAUUCUCGGAACGUUCGACGUUCUGAACAAAUCCAAAAAGAAGCGUACUGUCAACAGUAAAAUUAACACCACCGAGAAAGCCGGUGAUCUUUUAGAAGUCAGCAUAGAGCGCGAUAACGCGACGACAAAUUUUCACGUUUCUCACGGCGCAAACCAAUUGUCGAGCGCGAAUAACGAUGAUUACAUAGAGACGAAUUAUCAGAAUAAUUUGUUAGCGAGCAUGCUGGAGUCACACUUGGCGUCCGAUUUCUGUCUGAUCGGACCGAAGGGUUGCGGCAAGUCCACCACCGUUCGACGACUCGCCGAUUUAUUAGGAUACGAAGUGGAGCCGAUAGUGCUUUAUCAGGAUAUGACUUCCAGGGACCUGAUUCAACAACGGACCACGUCGCUCAACGGCGACACGGUCUGGAGAAAUUCACCGCUGGUCGAUGCGGCUCUUCACGGCAAGUUAGCCGUGCUAGACGGUAUUAAUAGGAUCCAUUCCAGUACCUUGGCUAUAUUGCACAGAUUAGUUCACGAUAGAGAAUUGCAGUUGCACGACGGUAAGCGACUCAUACGAGCCGAUCGUUAUGACGAGAUAAAGACAGAGUUCAACAGAUCCGACGAGGAGAUGCUUAAUCACGGUGUUCUGCGAAUCGACCCGGCUUUCAGAUUAAUAGCUUUGGCCGAGCCGCCGAUUGUCAACAGCUCGUCCGGCCAGUGGCUAAGCUCCGAGUUGCUCAGUUUGUUUCUGUUCCACGAGAUGAGGCCGCUCGAUAAGCACGAAGAGAUCCAUAUUGUUCGGUCAAAGUUCGGAAAACCUAGUCAGGCCUUGUUGAGUAUCGUAGAAUUGGCUCAUAUACUGCGCUCGUCCGGCGAUCCGACCUUGCAGUCUCUUGCCGGCUCGCUUAGCACCCGGCAACUUUUACGAAUAGCCGAACGAAUGCAGAGAUUUCGAUGCGACGACGCUCACGACGCGGUGCAACGCGCGUGUCUGGCGCGUUUCUUGCCGGCGAUCGCGAAACAAGCGCUCGAGGAUUGUUGUCGUCGUUUGAACAUCGUUCCCGCAAAUCCCGCGACGACGGACACGGAGAUCGAGUGCGUGAUUACGGAAGACACCGUGAAGAUCGGCAACACCGUGAUGGAUCGUUAUCGCACCGCGGCUCUCAGCAAAGUACCCGAUAUUUUGUUUUACGACGUGCCGGAGCACGUGACUCUUCUGGAACGAUUGCUGCAGGACUUCAGUCUGGGUCAGAAUCUACUGUUAAUCGGCAAUCAAGGCGUGGGCAAGAACAAGAUUGUAGACCGGUUGUUGCAGUUGCUGAACCGGCCGCGCGAAUACAUCCAGCUGCAUCGCGACACAACAGUGCAGACACUGACCCUACAGCCGAUGGUCAGGGACGGCAGGGUUGUUUACGAGGACUCGCCGCUCGUGCAGGCGGUCAAACUGGGACACGUCCUCGUGGUCGACGAGGCGGACAAAGCGCCCACGCAUGUGACGUGCAUACUGAAAACUCUGGUGGAGUCGGGCGAGAUGAUUCUGUCGGACGGCAGACGAAUCGUUCACCCUCGUACCGGCAACAACGCGCGCAAUGCGGCGAACAGCAUUCCCAUGCAUCCGGACUUCAGGAUGAUAGUGUUGGCGAACAGACCGGGUUUCCCGUUUCUGGGCAACGAUUUUUUCGGCGCACUCGGUGAUCUGUUCAGCACGCAUUCCGUCGACAAUCCGAGCACGCAAAGCGAGAUUCAGCUGCUGAAACGGUACGGUCCGCGCAUAGACGAGCAGACGAUACGGAAGCUGGUGAGAGCUUUCGGCGAGCUGAGAAGCAUGGCCGAUCAAGGUCUAGUUUCUUAUCCUUACUCGACUCGCGAAGUGGUUAACAUAGUUAAACACUUGGAGAAGUUCCCAAACGAACCGCUAAGUACCGUGGUGCGCAACGUCUUCGAUUUCGAUCGAUACAGCCAGGAAACGUUCGAUACGCUGAUAACUGUACUACACAAGCACGGAAUUCCCGUUGGCGCGAGUUCAACUAAUGUCGCCUUAGCUAAGGAAAUAUCUCUGCCCGCGAUGAAGAUCUGUGGUAGUUGGAACGUGUCGAGCACGUUCCAAAAUAUACCCGUUCAAGAAAGAUACGUUAAGUUAAAAUCGCCGAUAUUUCCGGCGCAAAACGAUCGUACCCUAGAUCGAGUAGAGGCCAGAUCGGCCUGGUUCACGGAACUGCAGAGUUACUGGACAAUACCCAUUAGCGAAAACAGCGCGGUGACCGCUUUAGCGGUUUCGAAUGCAGGAGAUAAGGGAGACGACAGAAUACACGUUCUCACGACGAAUCCUCUGAGCAUAUUCAGCAUGACGCUGGAAUCUGAGCGAGUUCGCGAAACAUCGUUACAAGGUUUAAUAAGUCCCGUUCGAGGCAAUGAACCGUUUUACAACGUCGCAAUUGAUAACUUCGGUAACGUGUUGGUGCACGAGGAAACAAGUAAUUCUAUACUCGUGGUAAACGUAAACGAGGGUUCCGUGCGGGAACUGCAGACGUCAUCCUUUUUGGAUGCCGCAGGCGAUAGAAUAUCGAGCGUUUUCAGAAGCGGCGGUCCACAGUGGAAGAUGAAAACGGAACUGUUGUCGCCGCACAAUCUGAUUGUUUUGUACACGCUACGCGAGAGCAAAGUCGAGAUUAUCGAUUUAAGUAGCAUGAGCGUUUACUCGAUGAACUUGCCGUGCAACAUCGAGUCGCUCUCGCUCGCGUCCGAAAAUAAGUGGCUGAUUCAGGACACGUCGAGGAACAAGCACGUUCUCACGAAGUCUUCGAAUUCGGAUCCGUGUCCCAACGUUCUGCGCGAAUUGGACGAGUCCAAUAGCACCGAUCUGAAGACCGGCAGUGUUUUGAAUUGCGGCACAACCAGUCUGCACAAAGAGGAGCUGAGCGAGGCUCUGCAACAGAAGAUCGACUCGCCGAACAGACUCUUGGUGACCGACAACACAUAUGCCGGUAUCGCGAUCGGUUUUCCCGAUUUGGAUAGCUCGAACGAACUGCACUUCUGGCCGAGGAAAAGAAGAACGCGCAGCUUCAUAACGCCUAUCAUUACGCAAAACGGUCAAAUUAUAAGAACAAUUUCGCCGAAUCAGAUACCGGAUGAGAUUUAUCCGAAGGAUAAAAAGCACAUGGAAAUUUCCGGUUACUUGGAAAUAGUCGACACGGUAAAGCACAAGCUGCGAUACAUUCCUGUUCCGGCACCGGUUAACGUCUCGCCAUUGACACAAUGGCUCUACGCGAAGGACCUUCCGCUUUAUGCAUCACUUACGUCGAACGAAGGUCUCGUCACAAUAGACGCCGGCGGCUGCGUCCGCUUAUGGGAGACGUCACUUACGAGUAUAGAAAAGUCGUUAGGCGCGUGGCGCAAAAUGAUAGACGGCGGCGACGAGAAAUUGCAGAUCACCAAGGAGAGGUAUUCGGGGCAGGAUGUUAGCGGGCCGAAGCACGGCAAGAUUGAUAAAAAUAAUGAACCCCAUGUGGGCGGUAAUACUUGGGCGGGCGGAACUGGAGGUAGAGAUACGGCGGGUUUAGGUGGAAAAGGUGGACCGUAUCGACUUGACGCUGGUCACACGGUGCACCAGCUCAGUGACGAAGAGAAGAAUGCGGUGCCGGAACAUGUAAAAAAAGCCGCCCGUGAAAUGGGCCUUCGCGCGUUCAAGCAGCGGCUCAAGGAUAUACAGAUGAGCGAGUACGAUCACAAUCUGUACAGCCAAUUCAGUGACGCGGUUCGCAAUCAGGUGCAGGCUUUGAGAGUCAUAUUAGGUACACUGCAGACUAAGAGCAACGAGCGACAAUGGUGCCGGCAUCAGACGUCCGGCGAGCUGGACGAUACGAAAUUAAUCGAGGGAUUAACGGGCGAGAAAACGAUUUACCGGCGCAGAGCGGAGAAAGAGCCGGAAAUUGGCGCUCCGCAAUUAAAACCGAAGCGAUUAAAACUCGUGGCGGACGUGUCCGGCAGCAUGUACAGGUUCAAUGGCUACGACGGCCGUCUAGAUCGCGAGUUGGAGGCGUGCGUUAUGGUAAUGGAGGCUUUCAGCGGCUACGAGGGAAAGUUUCAGUAUGACAUCGUUGGCCAUUCCGGGGACGACUAUCGUAUCGUCUUUGUCGAUCGCACGCAGCCGCCGACGGACAAUAAACGACGGCUGGAAGUAAUUAAGACAAUGCACGCUCAUUCGCAAUUUUGCUUGUCCGGAGAUAAUACGGUGGAAGCGACGCAACACGCAAUUGCGAGUCUCGCGAAAGAAGAUUCUGACGAGUCGAUUGUAGUUGUGCUCUCGGACGCGAAUCUGGAACGUUACGGAAUUCCCCCUGAGCGAUUCGCAAAAGUAUUGAUGUCUAACGCCGACGUGAACUCCUACGCUAUUUUCAUCGGGUCCCUAGGAGACCAAGCAACUAGAUUGAUAAAAAAAAUGCCUUCCGGUCGUGCCUUUGUGUGUAUGGAUCUUAAAAAUAUACCACGAAUUCUUCAACAAAUAUUUGCUGCGUCGGUCUUAAGUACCACGCGAUCAAGUUAACGUGAAUUGUGAUCAAGACAAAUUAAUUUCACGUAUAUAGAAGCAAAAGGCAAAAGUUUUAAGUCAGUGAAAAAACAAAGUAUUAUAUUUUUAAUAUCUUUUUAGAAUAUGUGCUUUUAUUUACACAAUUCAU